GGAGGGCACUCUGUGUCUGCGGCAUUGCCUACAUAAUACCGUUUACAGAAACCGACCUCGAACCGACAAGCUCAAGCAAUCCAAGCAAGAACUCAACCAUGGCGGCUAGGAUGUUGCAGAGGCGCUUAGGCUCACUCCUUCUCCGCAAUCAGCAGCCUAACUCUCAUCUCUUCAAAGAUCAAUUUGUUCCUUCUGCAAGUUCUAUACUCAGAAGAUAUGGAUUUGACAAAAGAGAUCUUCAGACGCAAACAAAUCCAACCAAUCUGGUUAACGAGGAUUUGACAAAUCUUGAAGAUGGCAGUUUGAAACCCAAUAAUGAUGCGAAUGCUAUCAACAGUUCCGAUACCAAAUUUUCUGCUUCUUCCGAGCAGAAAAUAUCCCCAAGGCAUGACCUGGCCAUGCUUUUUACCUGCACUGUCUGUGAAACAAGAUCCAUGAAGACGUGCAGUAGAGAAUCAUACGAGAAAGGUGUGGUGGUAGCUCGCUGUGGCGGGUGUAACAAUCUCCACCUGAUUGCUGAUCAUCUCGGGUAUUUUGGAAAACCAUCCAACGUUGAGCAAUUUCUGGCUGCCCGUGGGGAAGAGGUGAAGAAAGGUUCUGCUGAUACGUUGAAUCUGACUCUCGAAGACAUAGCCGGAAUGAAACUUCAGGGUUGAACUUAAGCAAUUUGAAUAGUUUCAGAAGCUUCAUGGCAUGUAUAUUAGAGUUUUCUUUAAGACAAAUAUGCUUCUGUGUUCGGCGUUAACCCUUAUGUAGUAUUAUUUUAAUUUUAGUAUAAUUUGGUGGUUGUGUUUUUGAUCAAAUACAAGAAAAGCAACCCACAUAUGUAUAAUUCGAUUUUGAUUGGUGCUGUUAUAUGAUAUAUGCAAGCCUUUUCCCGUAAAUCUGAGUUUAAGGAAAAGGCAAGGGGUUGAUUUGAUCCCAAUUAAA
Malus domestica (apple) is the source of this 930-nucleotide messenger RNA. RefSeq lists its product as uncharacterized. Gene Ontology annotation, biological process: protein stabilization; protein import into mitochondrial matrix; protein folding. NCBI's taxonomy places the organism in Eukaryota, Viridiplantae, Streptophyta, Magnoliopsida, Rosales, Rosaceae. Gene Ontology annotation, cellular component: mitochondrion. Gene Ontology annotation, molecular function: zinc ion binding; protein-folding chaperone binding. The record is from RefSeq and is a predicted model, not a curated record.